Molecule: messenger RNA, 4140 nt
Organism: Pieris napi
Lineage: Eukaryota; Metazoa; Arthropoda; Insecta; Lepidoptera; Pieridae
Gene: Ctps
Product: CTP synthase
Exons: 10
Coding region: 190-2004 (604 amino acids)
Biological process (GO): pyrimidine nucleobase biosynthetic process; CTP biosynthetic process
Cellular component (GO): cytoophidium; cytoplasm
Molecular function (GO): CTP synthase activity; identical protein binding
Source: RefSeq, a predicted model, not a curated record
AUUUGCAGUUGCACAUGGACAUUAAUUUACUACGGAGUACGGUGUUGGUGUUAUCUAAAAACACGUGCAAAUAUGUCGUUUUGAGAUUCAACAUAAUUUGAUAUUUGUGAAAGUUUAAUUUUCUAUUUAGAUAGAGUUAAAUAUAUGCGAUUACAUUAUAUUAUGAAUUAAAAUAUAAAUUAAUUCAAGAUGCCAGACAUGAAAUAUAUUUUAGUGACUGGAGGUGUGAUCAGUGGCGUGGGAAAAGGUGUCAUUGCAAGUUCUUUUGGCACGAUUUUAAAAAGCUGUGGUAUUGAUGUAACAUCAAUAAAAAUCGAUCCUUACAUAAAUAUUGAUGCUGGAACUUUCUCUCCAUACGAACAUGGCGAAGUUUACGUUCUUGACGACGGCGGGGAAGUUGACCUUGAUCUUGGAAAUUAUGAGCGCUUCUUGGAUAUAACUCUGCAUAAAGACAAUAAUAUAACAACUGGUAAAAUAUAUCAGCAAGUGAUUGAACGUGAACGUCGGGGUGACUAUCUUGGUAAAACUGUCCAAGUUAUCCCACACAUAACUGAUGCUGUACAGGAAUGGGUUCAGAGAGUUGCUCGCAUACCAGUGACUGCUGACAACACACCACCAAAAGUAUGCAUAGUGGAGUUGGGUGGAACUAUUGGUGACAUUGAAGGCAUGUCCUUUGUAGAAGCAUUCCGACAGUUCCAAUUUAGAGUUAAAAGGGAAAAUUUUUGCUGUGCUCAUGUCUCAUUAGUGCCAAUGCCAAAGGCUACAGGUGAACCUAAGACAAAGCCUACACAGUCAUCAGUCAGAGAAUUGCGUGGUCUUGGGCUCUCACCAGAUUUGAUUCUGUGCCGCUCUGAGAAACCUAUUAACCAUAAUGUUAAAGAAAAGAUUUCAAACUUCUGUCAUGUUGCUCCAGAACAAGUUAUAUGCAUUCACGACUUAAGCUCUGUAUAUCAUGUACCCAUGUUGAUGGAAGCUCAAGGAGUAGUACAAUAUCUAAAUGAGAGGCUUCAAUUAAAUAUAUCUAUGCCCCGCCCAGGCAGUUUUAUGAAAAAAUGGCGCAAUUUAGCCAAACGAGUAGAAAACCUUCGUAGAGAAGUGAAUAUUUCUCUGGUUGGUAAAUACACAAAGUUGGAAGACAGCUAUGCAAGUGUUACGAAGGCAUUACAGCACGCUUGUAUUACAGCUGGCUGUAAACUCAAUUUGACGUACAUUGAGGCUGUAAAUCUUGAAAAACAGAGUAAAAUCGAUGACCCUGUUGGCUAUCAUAAAGCAUGGCAGGAUCUAUGUAAGAGUGAUGGUGUUAUAGUACCAGGAGGUUUUGGGCAAAGAGGACUGGAAGGAAAGAUUGAAGCUUGUAAUUGGUGCAGAGAAACACAAAAGCCGAUGCUUGGUAUUUGUUUAGGUCUACAGGCGGCAGUCAUAGAAUUUGCCAGAAAUGUAUUAGGACUUUCUGGAGCAAAUAGUACAGAAGUGGACCCUAACUGCGCAGAUAAAUUAGUUAUAGACAUGCCAGAGCAUCAUCCGGGAAAACUGGGUGGUACCAUGAGAUUGGGGAAAAGGAAAACUAUUUUGGAACCCAGUAUUGUAGCUUCAUUAUACAAGAAGGAUGAAAUAGAAGAGCGGCACAGACAUAGAUACGAAGUGAACCCGGAAUAUAUACAGAGGUUGGAGGCAGCUGGUCUGCGGUUCGUUGGCAAAGAUGAGACCAAGACUCGUAUGGAAGUGGCUAUUGUAGAAACACACCCUUUCUAUGUAACUGUGCAGUUCCACCCCGAAUACCUCUCAAGGCCAUUGUCACCCAGCCCACCUUUCUUAGGACUCAUCUUAGCAGCAACGGGUAAAUUGAAGAGCUACUUAUCAAAAGGAUGUAGAUUUAGCCCAAGAAGUCAAUCCGAUGUUAGUUCCGAUGAAGGUGACCUAGAUGAAGAAAUAUCUUUUGGUACACUAAACAUUAGCAACAACAAAAAUGGGAGUGUUGAGCUAGAGGUGAAUGGUAUACAUUAAGUAAAAUUUUAAGUCCAAAUAAUAACUUGCCUAUGCGCAUAUAAUAAGAUUCUUUUUGACCUUGAUUGCUGAAAUACCUUAAAUUAUAAAGUUUAUUAUAGUUCUCUCUUUUCAAGAUACCAGUGCUAUAUUAAUGUAGUGAUUGCUAUAUAAUCCUUGAAUUGUAAUAAAACAGUGCUCAUGUAACAUACCAGUGAGCUUUUUACCCACUUGUAAAAUGAUGUGUAAUUUACUUACUUAAACACAAAUAUUGUGUUGCUAGUUUUUUUAUUACUGCUAAGUAAUAUUCAUUUGGUUAUCAACCUUAUCUAUUAAUUAAAAUUAUUCAUCCUUUCCGUCAAGUUUUUGUAUAUUACUCAAUAUGAUUAUGCUAGUUUAUAGCAUGAAUUAACCAUUCAAAUAUUUUCAUACAAUUGUUGUAAAUUACUAUACUAUUACUAUUCGAAUCCGAAAAUCGAGCGUGCUAUGAAAUGCAUAUAUGUGGAACACCACAUAUAUCCACCGCAGUUCUCAACUUAAACAUGCAUUCUUUUCAUUAUAUUACAUUAUUUGUGCUUAUGGUGUAAAACUGCAGGUAAACGCUAGUACCUUUAGGAUUGUAUCUUAACAACAGAAUGCUUUCAGUGAAAAGCACCAUUGUUGGCGAAAGACAAAAUAACAUGUAAAACAUGGUAUUUUAACUAUAAUAUUGAAAUUAAUAACAUAACAUUUAGACAAUGGUAUGUCAGAAGUUUUUGAAAGCUAUAUUUAUAUAUAAAUAUAAUUGAUGUUAUACUAUGGUAUUGGUUAUUGAAAAUUAUUUUAUCAUCUGUAGUUUGUAAGAUUAAGUGAUAUGCUAAUUCAUACCAUUAUACACAAUUAUCAGAAUCUCCUAUUCGCUAUUGCCAGUAAUUAAUAUUUUAUGACAUUUAAUUGUAUUUUUAUAAACAUGUUUAAAACUUAAAUGGUGUAUUUUCAAAUGUAUGAUCAGUCUAGACAUCCAUAGAAAUCGUAAUGAUUACUAGAAAUUAUAUAAUCUUCUAGCGGAUCCGACAGACGUCCUGUACACAAAUAAUACACAUAUAAUACACGCAUACUAACAACAUAUAUAUUUUUAUCUGAACUUUAAAACCUUUAACAACAAUAAUUACAUAUUCUCACGCGUCACUAAAAUGCCUGUAAAUCGCAGUUUUGAGAACUUCAAUUUAAUUGUGUAUGUAUGUAUACUAUCUGUAAAACAAUACACUAAUACUAUCCGGGACACGGUUGAUUGCUACUUUUUGUAAUUAUUACAUUUUAUGCUUAAUCGUGGUAACAACACAUUCAAAUGUUUUAUUACUAGUGCUAUACAUUGCUUGCUCUGUUUGAAACUGCGUAGUAUAUGACAUUUAACAUCGCAGCAAUGAAAAUUAAAUUCAGACUGUAAACUUACAAAAGGUAAUAAAAUAGUAAUCAACUGUGAUUUGUCAAACGGACGCAAAAUCAGACGCGCAUAACAGUUUCGUAUUCGUUUUAUAAUCUCACCUCCCCUCUGAACCGUUUAAUUGUAAUGUAAUUCCAAAACUUUGUCAGCGGUUAAACAUAUGGGUUAGCAUGAUCUUUAAGCCUUUCUAUGCCAUUUCUAGUAUAUUAUUAUUACGAUUUCUAUGUUUGUUUUUUACCAAUAAUAAUAUAUAUAUAUAAAUAUUUUUUUUUAAAUUGGUUGAAUUUAAAAAUAUACCUUUUAAACAUAUUUUGUCUUAUCUGUUGUAAUAAGCAUAAUACUUUUGAAAUAUUGUAAGAAUUUCUGUUUUAACUAAAAUGUUUAUCGAUUGGUACGUCUAAACCAAACCUUACCGUGUUGGUUUAUCGUAAUACUAUAUAAUAUAGUUAUAAAUGAUUGUAAUGUAAAAAUGUUACGCCAUUUGCGUUAUAUUAUAUUUUAGAAACGAAAAUGAAUUUUCGCUUUUAUAACAAGGUUGUUUUGCAACUAAUAAAAAUUGUGAUUGUAUGGCUGUUAGUCGCUACAAAAGGAAUGUAGGUUUAUGACGUAUUAGCGUUUUUUCUGAACUAGAAAAUAUCAACGUAUUUUGGUAAUGUAUUUUUCAUCUCUAACCCUGUAAAAUGUCUAAAGUUGUAACCAUUCCAGUUAAAGAACAAUAAAUAAUUGAAAAAACA